Sabethes cyaneus is the source of this 888-nucleotide messenger RNA. RefSeq names its product brachyurin-like. Lineage: Eukaryota; Metazoa; Arthropoda; Insecta; Diptera; Culicidae. Bases 1 to 888 code for a protein of 295 amino acids. Gene Ontology annotation, biological process: proteolysis. The transcript has a single exon. Gene Ontology annotation, molecular function: serine-type endopeptidase activity. The record is from RefSeq and is a predicted model, not a curated record.
AUGAAGACUGCGCUGCUGGUGAUCGCCGCCUUGGCCGUGGCUAGUGCCGAAUGGAUUGAUAUCGAUUGGUCCCGGGUUAAGCCGAUCGAAGAAUUCGACCACUACUGGGGUCGUAUUCCGAAGGAAUGGCAAUUUCUUCGCAAGUUGACACCAUCCCGUAGAAUCACGAAUGGAUGGGAGGCUGCUCCGGGUCAGUUCCCGUAUCAGAUUGCGGUGUUGAUUGCCUUUUCCGAUGGUGACGGAUUAUGCGGAGGAUCAGUUUUGACCAGAAAUUACAUCCUAACGGCUGCGCAUUGUGUUGUGAACGCUCAACGAGGAGUUGCUGUUAUCGGAGCUCACGACCGUACCGUUAAUGAAGCAUCUCAGCAAAGAAUCGAAUUCUCAAUAAGCGGUAUCAGAAUCCACGAAGGUUAUACCCCAACUAACACCAGGAACGACGUCGCCGUUGUACGACUAAACAGCGUAAUCACUUUCAAUGAACGUGUCCAACCAGUGCGCAUUCCCGCCGCGGGCGAUAACCGUCAAUUCGCCGGAUCAAUCGGAACUGUGUCCGGGUUCGGACGGUGGUCCGAUUCUAGCCCUAACACUGCAGCCAUACUGCGGUACACUAGCAACCCACUUCUGACCGAAGCAGACUGCUUGGCACGUUGGAGCCACAAUACGAACGUCAUUCAGCCGCAGAACAUUUGCAUGUCCGGUGACGGUGGCCGUUCGGCUUGCCACGGUGACUCCGGUGGUCCAAUGACCAUUUUCGAGAAUGGCAACACAGUGCAGGUUGGAAUCGUUUCGUUCGGGUCGUCCGCUGGCUGCUCGAUUGGAAUGCCGUCGGUGUACGUGCGCAUCACCCACUUCCGGCAAUGGAUCGUCAGCAAUUCCGAUUAUUCAUAA